AUGUCGCAGCGGGUGAGGCGCAAUGGGUCCCCCACGCCCGCGGCCGCCCUGGCCAGCGGCGCGAUCGGCCCGGCCGGGGCCGCGGGGAGCCGCCUGCAGCCCAUGCGGGCCACGGUGCCGUUCCAGCUGAAGCCGCAGCCGCAGCCGCCGCAGCCGCCGGGCAGCCCCACGCGCGGCGCCCCCCGCACGGCCUCGCGCUGCACCAGCCCGACGCGCGCCGGCGGUGGAGGCGGCGGCGGCGCGGCCAGGACCAGCCCCACGGUGGCCACGCAGACGGGCGCGUCCGCCACGGCCACGCGAGGCACCAGCCCCACGCGCGGCGCCGCGCCCGGACCUCGCGGGAGCCCCCCCCGGCCGCCGCCGCCCCCGCCGCUGCUCGGGCCCCCCGCCGCGUCGCCCAGCGCGUCGCCCACCCACCUGUGGCCCGCCGAGGGCAGCGCCGCGCCGCCGCCGCCGCCCCCGAGCCGCGUCCGGCCCCGCCGCGCCUCCCCCGAGAAGAGGAGCCCCAGCGCGCCCGUGUGCAAAGCAGGUGACAAAACCCGUCCACCUUCUUCGAGUCCAUCGAGUAUCAUUCGCCGCACCUCCUCCCUGGAUACCCUCGCUGCCCCCUACCUUGCAGGGCACUGGCCGCGUGACAGCCACGGCCAGGUUGCACCUUGCAUGCGGGACAAAGCUACGCAGACGGAGGCCGCUUGGGCUGAAGAAUAUUAUGAAAAGAAGAAAGGGUCCCACAAACGUUCAGCAUCUUGGGGCAGUACAGAUCAGCUGAAGGAGAUCGCAAAACUUCGACAGCAAUUGCAGAGAAGUAAACACAGCAGCCGGCAUCACCGGGAUAAAGAACGACAGUCACCUUUCCAUGGCAACCAUGCAGCCAUCAAAGAGGGUCAGGCUACUGUUCCAAAGUGUACACUUAUUCCAGUACUUCCCAUCACCAAAUCAACUGGCUCCCGGUUCCGGAACAGUGUGGAAGGAUUGAAUCAGGAGAUUGAGAUAAUCAUUAAAGAGACUGGGGAAAAGGAAGAGCAACUUAUACCACAGGAUAUUCCCGACGGGCACCGCGCGCCGCCUCCGCUGGUCCAAAGGAGCAGCAGCACCCGCAGCGUGGACACACAGACCCCGGGUGGUGCCGAGCGGGGCAGCAACAACAGCAGCCGCUCCCAGUCGGUGUCGCCCACAUCCUUCCUCACCAUCUCCAACGAGGGCAGUGAGGAGAGUCCCUGCUCAGUCGACGACCUGCUUGGGGACCCCAGGGAUAAAGAAAAUGAAAACAAUUCUCCUCUUCCCAAAUAUGCGACCUCACCGAAACCUAAUAAUAGUUACAUGUUCAAAAGGGAACCUCCAGAGGGCUGUGAAAGAGUCAAAGUCUUUGAGGAAUGCUCGCCCAAACAACUUCAUGAAAUCCCAGCCUUUUACUGCCCUGACAAAAACAAAGUGAAUUUCAUUCCGAAGAGCGGCUCUGCCUUCUGCCUCGUCAGCAUCCUCAAGCCCCUCCUGCCCACACCAGAUCUGACCCUCAAGGGCUCUGGCCACAGUCUGACAGUCACCACCGGCAUGGCCACCACCCUGCUCCAGCCCAUCGCUGUGGCCUCCUUGUCUACAAACACGGAGCAAGACCGCAUCUCCCGAGGAACAAGUACGGUCCUGCCAUCAGCCUCGCUGCUGCCAACCCCCGAACCCAUCGAGGAAGCCGAAGGGUAGGUCCUUACACUGUGUAUCCACAGUGGGGAAACUGAGGACCUGCUCAGAUCUCUUGACUCCCAUGGCAUCGUGCGCUCCCACUCAGCUGUGCUCUGGUCCAGCUGGCCACAAUGUGGCUUCUGGAAGGAAGAAUGCCCCGAAGGUCCUGCUCCCCCUUCCCAAGACAGCCAGUCCUCAGUGCUUAGCCUGCUUGUUCUUAAAGCACUGAUGGAAACCGGGACCAUCUCUUGACCUUUGAAGAGCUGAAAUCCCCCAUUGUUGGCUUUUGCUCUGUUUCCUUGUCCAACGAGACUUCUGGACUGGAGAGAAAAACAAAGGGACACCCCACUCACCCCAUCCCCACCCACCCCAAAAACCUGGUUCCUGAAGGGAGAGGUGGAUGAUGCUGCAGGAACCAUCUUUUAUAUGAAAAUGACUUUUUUAUAAUGCCAAUGUUACAUUUUCUGGACCGUAGCAAACAGGAUGUUCAAAAGCUGCUUUGGUGGCCUCUGUUUCUCGUUUCCCUUUCUAGCUAUGUGCUUUUUGAGCUGUUCUCAGCUUUGGGACCAAAGGGAUCGUUGACCUUUUCCCACAGUCUUAAACUUAACGACUAUGUUCUUCUCCCAAACAAGAAUUGAUAGGUAAAUGCAUUGAACAUGUCUAUAUAUAUUAAAAAAGAGAGAGAGAAAAAGCAAUAUUAGUACAUUAUGUGAUUUAUGUUUUAUGAUGUCCAAGGUUUGUGCAUUGGGUGAAAUUGUAAAAACUGCCGUUUCUCCUGUACACAUUUCGCCAUGUGGUCAGAAAAAUUGUAGUCUGAAGACAAGUGCUUUAAUCUGUUCUCACUCGUCAUUGGAACUUGGUGAAUGACUCAAAAGGAAACUGCCCAGUGUUGGUUGCUGACCAAGAGUAAGGAGCCCCUUUGGUUUUCUGUGAAAUAUUGAUCACACGAUCUCCCUUCUGUACUACAGGUGUCAAUUCUACCUUUGAUUAUCCCUGUAUCAUAGUCCCAAGAGAUCCUAAAAUGGCUAUGCAUGGAUUUCCUCCUUUGCUUUUGUGAUGUUGUUGUCUUGUGGAUUUGGUCAGGGUUAGUAGUUUGCCAGGAGUGUAAUCCAUUGAAUAGCAACCCGUAGACACACAAUCUUGCAACUGACAUUUUCUUUAUGGUGGUUGGCACUGAGAUAACGUUGCCUAAAACUUUUUGCUAGUUUUUCUUCCAACAUCCUACAUGGUGGGGAAAGCAGACACUUGAGAGAUAAGUCGAGUUUUGGAUUUGCGCUCCUCCUUGGUACAGUAGCACUGGCCAGUAUCACGUGACCACACUGUUUCAUGUUACUGUACAUGGUGGUCAUUAAGGAGAAGGAGCAGCUCUCUUUAAAAAUGAGUAUUAGCAAAUGGUACGGAUUUUAAAAAGCAUCCUUCUAAGACCUUCAUCUAUUACCUUAUGAUGAAAUAACUUCAGUCCCUAUACACAUUAUAGGGUGAAAUAAAAUAUGUAUACAAGGGAUACAGUUUAGAACUGUAUCAGUUUGUCCAGAUAUAGCCCAUCAGAGUACCUACUGGUAGCAAUAAAUCUUCUGAAAGAAUUUCUUAUACUCAUAUACCUUUAAGACAUUUAAAGCAUUGAAAAUAUCCCCCAAGUUUAAAAUGAAGUUGUCUUUAAGAUGGAAAUUGAGGAAAAUUCGGUAAGUCCAGACAUUUUAA
Messenger RNA from Suncus etruscus (white-toothed pygmy shrew), 3378 nucleotides. RefSeq names its product family with sequence similarity 117 member B (gene FAM117B). The record is from RefSeq and is a predicted model, not a curated record. The transcript is spliced from 8 exons. Bases 1 to 1698 code for a protein of 565 amino acids. Lineage: Eukaryota; Metazoa; Chordata; Mammalia; Eulipotyphla; Soricidae.